This is a messenger RNA of Camelina sativa (false flax), 1563 nucleotides long. NCBI's taxonomy places the organism in Eukaryota, Viridiplantae, Streptophyta, Magnoliopsida, Brassicales, Brassicaceae. The record is from RefSeq and is a predicted model, not a curated record.
AUGCUUACAAAGCGUUUGGGCGCAGUAGAAGCCAUGAUCGGACGACUGCCAGGAGUGGCUCCACCAAUUCGAAAAAGCAACUUGCACUCGUAUGCCGAUACACCUUUUUCUGAUGAAAUUGCACUCACGGAGAUGCCGAGAAAAUUCACGUUACCAACAAUGAAGAUGUAUGAUGGAACAGCCGAUCCGGAUGACCACAUAGCACAAUACAAGCAGCGAAUGUUCACGACGGCCAUCCAAAAAGAGUGCAGGGAAGCUACUAUGUGCAAGGGUUUUGGCUCAAGCCUAACGGGCGCAGCACUUCAGUGGUUUAUCAACCUGCCAAAUGGCUCGAUCAACUCAUUUGCAUCGUUGACAGAUCUCUUCGUUGAGCAAUUUGCAAGCAGCAGGAACCUGGAGAAGACAGCGGAUGACCUUUAUGAGGUACGACAAAAGAGAGACGAGUCGUUGCGUGCCUAUGUGGGACGCUUCAACAAGGAAAAAGUAUCGAUACCCAGUUGCAACACGUCAACCGCCAUCUCCGCAUUUAAAAGAGGCUUGCUUCCAGACGGUGACUUGUACAAGGAGCUUACGAAGUAUCAGUGCAGAACGAUGGAAGACGUGCUUUCACGCGCAUGGGCGCAGAUAAGGUGGGAGGAAGACUCGGCUUACCACCAGCGACGUUCACCACGAUCUGAUUCACGUGUGGAGAUGGGUGAAACCGUGAGAUGGCCUCCAAAGAUGAAGGCACCUGACAACAAACGUAACACCUCAAGGUGGUGUGAAUUCUACGAUGAUAACGGCCACAUGACAGAAGAUUGCAUCUCAUUGAGGAUGGAAGUGAAUGAGCUGUUGAAAAAAGGAUACUUGAGAGAAUACUUAUCUGACAAAACCCGCAACCGCCUGGAAGGCGAAAACAAUAAGCAAAAAGCAAUUACAGAUGGUCCAUCUUCACCCCCAAAACAUGAUCGAGUCAUUAACGUUAUCUCUGGAGGAUCAGAGAUAAGUGGAAUAACUCACUCAGCUGCGAAAAGAAAUACCAGAGCUGUCAGGAACCCUCAGAACAAAGGGCAAGCUACACAAGGCGACACACCGUCAUACACCAUAACUUUUACGACUGAUGAGAGCAGCGUACCAACUCUGCAUCAUGAUGCAUUAGUCAUACAAUUGACUGUGGCCAACUGUUUGAUGAAGAGAAUAUUAAUCGACAAUGGAAGCUCAACAAACAUCCUUUAUAUGCAAGCAUACAAAGAGUUGGGUCUUGAUGAAGGAGGAUUGACACGAAAAUCUAUCCCUUUAGUAGGGUUCAGCGGUGAGGUCAAACAGAGUAUUGGUGAAGUGACACUUCCGGUAUAUGCUGAGGGAGUUAACAAACACACAAAAUUUUUGGUAGUGGAUUGUGCUUCGGCGUACAAUGCUAUCAUGGGACGCCCUUGGAUUCACGACAUGGCUGCUAUUCCAUCAACUCUACACCAGACUAUCAAGUUUCCCACCCCAUGGGGAGUGAAAGAGAUAUUAGGCGAACAAGAAAGCUCACGUUCAUGCUACCAAACUACCUUGAAGGGAAAGGGUCAACAAUUAUAG